UCACCCUACAUCAACAUAAAUCAUGCUGGCAACAAAAUCGUCAAUGUCCACGGGUUUGUCCACGACAUACUUGUGUGGAUGUCCGAGAAACAUGAUUUCACUUUUGAAUAUGUCGAACCUCCUGAUGGAGCCUUUGGAGCAUUUGUAAACGGCUCGUGGAACGGAUUAGUCAGACAAGUUAUUUACGGUGAAAUUGAUAUAGUGGCAACAGCAUUUUCAGUAACUUAUCCUCGAUCCAAAUUGAUUGACUACUCGUUUCCAUUUUCGGCUGAACCCAUGUCAAUAUUAAUUCCGUAUCCUCGGCUGGACAGCACCAUUUCUGGUAUUGUCAGACCCUUCCAGUACGAGGUGUGGAUCGGCAUCAUCCUUAGCAUCUUGAUUUUAGCCCUCAUCCUCUGGUUAAUUUCCCGGUUUGAAUCACGCCGAGAAGCAUUCCGCGGAAAGAUUGGAUUGUUCGAUUACUUUUGGUUUCUAUUCCGAGUCUUGGCAAACUCCAACGAAGUAAUUGCUUUUACAUUGGCAACACGGCUGAUAGUCACAGCCUGGUGUCUUACAGCUGUUGUCUUCGUCAACUCCUACACCAGCAGUUUAGUGUCUUACUUGAUGGCCCCGAAAUUUGUGCCCGUAAUCACCACCCUGCAAAGUUUAGCGGAUAGCAAAGAAAUUUCGCUCAUGGUGCUGAAACACACGUCCGUGGAAACAACGUUGUUUGCCGCAACGACAGGUGCGUUAGCGAAAAUUGGCGCACUCCUUCAAGCUCAUCCGGAAAACCAGUUGAAUUCUCUGGAAAAUAUAGAAGAUCAGGUCUAUUAUCAACGGAAGGCAUUUCCCCACGAAGAAACUUCGCUGAUUGUGCGAAUUCACGAUGACUUGAAAGCCACUAAACAAUGUCGCCUUGCUAUUGCCAAAGAACCGCUUUACCCAGAUACACAUGCAUUUGGCCUGGCAAAGCACAGCCCUCUAACUAAAACUUUUGAUCGCGAGCUCAUAUGGUUAAGACAAUUGGGCUUGUUAGACCACUGGAAGACGGCGGCCCUUCCGCCACCCAAUCGCUGCUCAGCACCGAUAUCUCGAUUACGUUCUACACCCAAUAAAAAGUUGACUCUCGAUUCACUUUCGAGUGCGUUCCUUCUCUACGCUGUUGGUGUUAUCGCCUCCAUCUUGGUAUUCGUAGUGGAGCUGAUUUUCUUCAAAUGUUUCUAGCCGUGGUCAUUGGUAUU
Molecule: messenger RNA, 1220 nt
Organism: Daphnia carinata
Lineage: Eukaryota; Metazoa; Arthropoda; Branchiopoda; Diplostraca; Daphniidae
Product: glutamate receptor ionotropic, kainate 2-like
Exons: 8
Coding region: 79-1203 (374 amino acids)
Biological process (GO): monoatomic ion transport
Cellular component (GO): membrane
Molecular function (GO): glutamate-gated receptor activity
Source: RefSeq, a predicted model, not a curated record